UAGAGUCAAAAGUACCGUUUUAUGAUUCAGAGUGACACAGAAGCUCAAUCAACCCAAUUUACAAAUGCAAAAAAACUGAGUUCCGAAGAAGAGAAAAGUAAAAUGGCGACGGUGCCUCCACCCUCUCCUCCUCCGCGCUCCACCUCCGAUUCCGGCAACACCUCUCCCACAGGCAAGGUGGAAGCUGCUACGAACAACGGGAAUUGUCACGUCGACGAUAAGAAACCUAACUUCACCGAUGGGCUUGAUCACUUGGACAGUCCACAAUGCAUUGAGAGAUUCAGAAAAUAUGACAAUGAUUACGCUCAUCGAUUGUUGGCAAAAUAUUUCUCUAACAAAAACCUUUAUGGAGACACUAAACCCAUACAUUGGCUUAAGUGGCUUUGUUGGGCUGAAUAUUGGUAUAAUACCAACUAUCAUGAGGCCACUAAGACGACACCUCUCAAGGCAUUGUAUGGAAGAUAUCUUCCUCCUGUGAUUAGAGAUGUUUCAACAACUCCUAUGAACAAAGUAGCUGUGAUGAUACAAGACAGAAAUGAAGUGACAGUGAAGUGGAAGAACAUGUCAAAUUCUGAGAAUUCAUGGGAAUCAUUGGGUAACAUGAUGGAAGCAUUUUCUGAACUUCACCUUGAGGACAAGGUGAAUUUUAAAGGAAGGCAUUGAUACGAACAAAGAAUUGGAAGGGCGUAUUAGGAAGAUUCAAAAUGUUUGAGAGGAGGAAGUGGAAUCCCAUUUGAUGGAGACCACAGGCAUAACACACAAUGAUUUUCCUGAUAAUAGAAUUGUCUGGCAGGGGAGGGAAUGUAGGGAGUCUUUUACAUUUUGGGAGAGAAUAGGGAGUAUAAGGGUAGUAUUACAUGAUCUUUUAAGGAGGCUGGUUUUGGGUGAGGAGAAAAUGGAUUUUGGGUUGGGAUUUGGCAAUAGGACCAACGUUGUCUUUGUUACUUUGUUUUUCUGGUUGAAGAAAUAAUACCAGGGAUUUCCUUUCAUUACUUUUCUGUAUUUUUUGAUACCUAUCUGAGUUUAGUGAAGCCAUCGCCGAAUAGUGAAGACUUUAUCUUCGUAUAUGAGUUCUUCUUGAAGGAACUCAAUGUCCCAUUUCCUUUAUCUCCCUUUGAAUGUACAAUGCUAACGGUCAUGAAUGUGACUCCCUGCCAACUUCACCCAAGGGCCUUCUAAAGGCUUUUCAAAUACUUAGUUAUUAUCUCCAAAUACACCCAACUAUUAGCAAAUUUAUAUUUUUUUACCUACUGAAACAUGGGACCAGAGGUUGGUUGGGUGUCUCUAACCGGUGCCCAACAUGGACCAGACUCGCUUUUAUUGUGGGUUCCAGAUUACUGUGUCUGGCAGUGUUUACCAUAACUUCAUGAUCAUUUGCAUCUGAAAGCAGGUUAGAAGUAAAUUUGAGGACUUCAUUCCUUAGGUUCUUGUGAACGUUGUAUUAUGAGUUUGAUAUUUAUUUUAUACGUUGAAAAAUAAGUUUUAACAAUCUAGUGUCAGUUGAUAGUAAAUAUAUUUU
Messenger RNA from Vigna radiata var. radiata (mung bean), 1519 nucleotides. RefSeq lists its product as uncharacterized. The coding region runs from base 22 to 663 and encodes 213 amino acids. Gene Ontology annotation, molecular function: nucleic acid binding. NCBI's taxonomy places the organism in Eukaryota, Viridiplantae, Streptophyta, Magnoliopsida, Fabales, Fabaceae. The transcript has 4 exons. The record is from RefSeq and is a predicted model, not a curated record.